Molecule: messenger RNA, 4697 nt
Organism: Piliocolobus tephrosceles (Ugandan red Colobus)
Lineage: Eukaryota; Metazoa; Chordata; Mammalia; Primates; Cercopithecidae
Gene: ST6GAL1
Product: ST6 beta-galactoside alpha-2,6-sialyltransferase 1
Exons: 7
Coding region: 680-1900 (406 amino acids)
Biological process (GO): sialylation
Cellular component (GO): Golgi apparatus
Molecular function (GO): beta-galactoside alpha-2,6-sialyltransferase activity
Source: RefSeq, a predicted model, not a curated record
AGGCUUGAGCCACCGCGCCCGGCCAAGCAGUCUGUGUGUGUUUCAUAGUGAAGAGAAUCUCAGGGUCUACAUUCUCAAUUCUCCCAGGGGGGAUACGUAGGUAAUUCUGGAUGCCAUGGGAGUUAGUUAAUGCAUUGCAUACAAUGGAGGUCUUAGAGGACAUUAAGGCUUAAUUUUUUUUGGAUCCGCAGUUGGGAAGAGCUGGUAGCAGGAAACUGAUACAAAGUCUGGCGUUUGCUUUAAAUUACUCCAGGAAAAAACAAAGCAGUGUAGUAAAGAUUAGGAGGUGAGACAGUUCCUCUUUUUGAGGAGGUGACGAGCCCACUUUCUUUUUUCUCUGCCUCUCUGUAGCAUGGGGGAGUGGUGCAGUGUAGGGAUGUGGAGGAAAGAGUGGGUGGCUGGGGAGGGGUGAAGUGUUUUUUCAACUCUCUGUAUAGGCCCUUCCUGCGCUCUCGUCUGCUUAACGCUGAUUUACCAAGCGGAGUGCAGAUUGCGUGAUGAGUUUUGAUCAUCCUGAGAAAAAUGGGCCUUGGCCUCCAGACCCAAUAAAUCUUCCCUCCCAUGGAGAAUAGUGCUAAUUCCUGAGGACCUGAAGGGCCUGCAGCCCCUGGGGGAUUAACCAGAAGCAGGCUUGUUUUCCUGCUCAGAACAAAGUGGCUUCCCUGAACACAUCUUCAUUAUGAUUCACACCAACUUGAAGAAGAAGUUCAGCUGUUGUGUCCUGGUCUUUCUUCUGUUUGCAGUCAUCUGUGUGUGGAAGGAAAAGAAGAAAGGGAGUUACUAUGAUUCCUUUAAAUUGCAAACCAAGGAAUUCCAGGUGUUGAAGAGUCUGGGGAAAUUGGCCAUGGGGUCUGAUUCCCAGUCUGUAUCCUCAAGCAGCACCCAGGACCCCCACAGGGGCCGCCAGGCCCUCGGCAGUCUCAGUGACAUAGCCAAGGCCAAACCAGAGGCCUUCUUCCAGGUGUGGAACAAGGACAGCUCUUCCAAAAACCUUAUCCCUAGGCUGCAAAAGAUCUGGAAGAAUUACCUAAGCAUGAACAAGUACAAAGUGUCCUACAAGGGGCCAGGACCAGGCAUCAAGUUCAGUGCAGAGGCCCUGCGCUGCCACCUCCGGGACCACGUGAAUGUAUCCAUGGUAGAGGCCACAGAUUUUCCCUUCAAUACCUCUGAAUGGGAGGGUUAUCUGCCCAAGGACAGUAUUAGGACCAAGGCUGGGCCUUGGGGCAGGUGUGCUGUUGUGUCGUCAGCGGGAUCUCUGAAGUCCUCCCAACUAGGCAGAGAAAUCGAUGAUCAUGAUGCAGUCCUGAGGUUUAAUGGAGCACCCACAGCCAACUUCCAGCAAGAUGUGGGCACAAAAACUACCAUUCGCCUGAUGAACUCUCAGUUGGUUACCACAGAGAAGCGCUUCCUCAAAGACGGUUUGUACAAUGAAGGAAUCCUAAUUGUAUGGGACCCAUCUAUAUACCAUUCAGACAUCGCAAAGUGGUACCAGAAUCCGGAUUAUAAUUUCUUUAAUAACUACAAGAGUUAUCGUAAGCUGCACCCCAAUCAGCCCUUUUACAUCCUCAAGCCCCAGAUGCCUUGGGAGCUGUGGGACAUUCUUCAAGAAAUCUCCCCAGAAGAGAUUCAGCCAAACCCCCCAUCCUCUGGGAUGCUUGGUAUCAUCAUCAUGAUGACCCUGUGUGACCAGGUGGAUAUUUAUGAGUUCCUCCCAUCCAAGCGCAAGACCGACGUGUGCUACUACUACCAGAAGUUCUUCGAUAGUGCCUGCACGAUGGGCGCCUACCACCCACUGCUCUAUGAGAAGAAUUUGGUGAAGCAUCUCAACCAGGGCACAGAUGAAGACAUCUACCUGCUUGGAAAAGCCACCCUGCCUGGCUUCCGGACCAUUCACUGCUAAGCACAGGCUCUCCACUCUUCUCCAUCAGGCAUUCAAUGGAUGGUCUCGUGGCCACCCCAGCCUGGGAAGAACAUUUUCCUGAGCAAUUCCAGCCUGUUCCUUUUACUCUAGGGGCCUCUGUCAGCAAGAGCGCUGGGGCUUCAGGAGCCUGUGGUCAAGAAAUCAGGUCCAGCCUUCUCUGUAGCCAGGCAGUUUAUGAGCCCAGAGCUUCCCACCACACACACGUGCACGUCUAGCAUUCUUUCCAGACAGCAUCCUCCCCACCUUCCACCGUGGUAGAUGCAAGAUCUGCCUCCCCCAUCAGGGCUGCCAAAGCUGGGCUUUGUUCUUCCCAACAGAACGAUGCCAUUCUCACAAACCAAAGCUCUAUAUUGCUCGAAGUCUGCAUCUAAAUAUUGAUUUCAUGUUUUAAAGAAAUUCUCCCAAAUUGCAAUUGUGCCCAAUGGAGGGUGGCUCUGGGGGGCAAGUAGGUGGUACAGGGCAUUGGAAACAUGCUCCGCACAUCCAGAAAAAGGUUGCUCCCGAGGUCCAUGCCCCUGGAACAUGUUCCUGUCACUCUGGCUGGUUAGGCUGGCCCUUAGCCUGGGUGCUUGUGAGCAAAGGGUCUUGGUUAGCCCACUCUCCCUCUCCAUGUGGAGAUGGAAGGUAGAGAAGGAUACAGUAUGUAUCCUCAGGUGGCUACAGUUCGGUGAGAGAGGCAGACAUCUGAGCAGGCAGAUAGGAUUCAAUGUGCUCAGUGCACUGGGGGUUUGUAGAGAGAUGGGCUUGUUCUCUGUGCACCAAGGAGGGCCACACACUGAAACUGUGUUUGUGGAUCAGACAAGGCUUUAUAGCAUAGCGGGCACUCAGAUGAGACUUAGAGGAAGAGAAGAAACAUCGCAAGCAGAUUAUAUCUGAGCCAUUUGAGUUGCAUUUUUCUUUCUUCCCAUAUUUACUUUCUAAGAUCUACCUGAACUUAGAGACCCAAGAUAUUUUUUUAGGAAACCUCCUACCCAUGUCUGAGGUAGCAAGUGCAGCCUCAUGACACAUACGAGGCAUUGCCGAUCCCCGAAACCUGAUAACUCCAGGCUCUGCCUGGCCUGACCAUAUCCUGUCAGCUGGGUUUGCAUACCACAGUUCCAUUCUUCCUUUUCAAUACCUACCCCCAAAUCUCCUCCUAACCACCAUCUGUUUUUUGUUUUGUUUUUUUUCCUUUUCAAGAAGUCAUCUUCCCUUCCCAAAUUACUUUGAAGCCUUUUUUGCUUUAAAAGCAUCCUGAACCCCGAUUUCUUUGAGCUCAUGGGCAUUUUGCUGAAGGUCUCUCAAGGAGUAGUGGUGUGGCUCUCUGGACUUACAUCACUCUCAGAGGUCAGAACCUUGGAGAUCAGAACUGAUUCUCACCAGGUGUGAGAGGUGUGGUAGCAGAUUGCAAGGCCCUGCGCCUCUUCCUUGCAAGUGAGCAACAUCAGGCUCUCUGAGCAGAGGCUGGCCCUCUGUGGUUCGCAAACACGCUCUCCAGAUGGUUUUACUAAGUCCCCUCUCCCUGAUAGGGAAUCCUGCUGGACCAGCGCGGCCCUGGUGUGGAGAAGUUAAAAGACUUGCACAAGAUCACCAAGUCAUGCUGUAGAGCCAGGGUUCCUAGACUCAGGGCUCUGCACUCUCAAGGCUGGCCCCAUGUGCUCAAGGGGAUCUAACGUUUGGGCUCUAAACCAACCAUCUCGGAGCUGGGAUCCUCAUUUACUGCCAAACCCUCAGCUUAUGCAGCUAGAAAGGGCCAUGGAGUGACAAGGCCUGGAGUUUCAAACUGAUGCUCCCCUAUGACUAGCUGUGCCACUGUGGGCAAAUGCUCUCCCUUGAGCCUCUGUUUCCACACCUGUAAAGUGGGGAUGACGAUCCUGUCUCACAGUGCUGUUGUGAGGAUUACAGGAAAGCCCCUGUCCUGGCUCUGUACCUGGCACACAGUAGGUGCUCAGUUCAUGCUGGUUUCCUUCCUGCCUUCAGUAGGGACCUGCUCUGUGCUCACACCCCGGCUGCAUGCACCCUGCUGUGACGGAGGCUAGUGGGGAAGAGGUCCUGUUCUCAGGGAAUUAACUGUCUUAUUGGGAGACAACAAUUGCCCUCCUUGGAAUACCCAAGAAACCCUGCAAAGCAGAGGACAACACGGAACACGCCCUGCUCCUCACUGCCUGCAGCUCCAGUCUGAUCCUGCUUGGGAAUGAGCAGAGCACGUGGGCUGCUUAACUGCUGUAUAGGACAAGCCCUUUACCCCUCUCUGGGCCCAUGAAUUCCUGGCUUGGUUUAUGUUCUGAUUUGACACGCUCAUUUUAAUCUUCGAAUCAUGACCACUGAGCGCAUUCUGACAGCAGGACAUACAUGUUGGUGUGGAGACUGGGACGACACUGGGUAGAAUCUAGUUUUUAAUUAUUAUUAAUAUAAAGGAUCAAAUUAAUUUAAAUGUGAUUCUGAAGUCUACAGAACUUUUAGUUCUGUGCUGUCUAUAUGUGGACACUUUGGUAAAAUGCAAAUUAUGAUAUGGAUGUUACCGUUGGUCUGGUGAGAUGUUUCAUAUUUAUGACAGUUAAUUUAGAAAUUAUGACUUAAUGCUGCCUCUCUCUAUGGGGUUCUGUCUUCUUUGAUAGCCAUGUAUUCAUCUGGAUCACGGGGCCCUCUCUAAUCCUUCCACCAAUCAAAUAAGCUAUUGCUAUUGGUUUGGAGUUGAGACAUCAGUCUCAGAAACUUCUGAAAAAUGCCUAAGCUAAUUCUAAAUUACCCAAGGAUUAUGUCAAAUUUUAAAAUAAAUGUGUGUGUGUGUUUUUAA